AUGGUCAUUUCCCAGAAGUUAGGAGAAGGGCAGAAGUUGGAACCUUCCAAAACAUUCUAAAACCAACAAGGCAACUUCUCUAAACAGCGGGAAAUAGUUCCUUAUGACAUAAAAAAUUACAGGGGCAGCCUCCUCUAAUGUCUCUCAUACAUCACAGACUCCCACUCUCUCUUCACCACCACCACCGCCGCCGCCACAUAUCUUUGCCGCUUCCUUCCAUCCCUACCGUCGCCCCAAGAAAGCUUGUGCGUUUUAUCAGCAUGUCGACCUCAUCACAAGAAAUAGCCACGGAAGAGAAACAAGAGCUCUUAACCCAAGUCUUGAAGUACCAUAACCAAACUAAGCACUCCUUUACCAAUUACGCCCGCGGCCCGCAUGGCCUCGACUGGGCCAACCAGCCCAACCCCUUCCGCCGCUACAUAUCCGCUCCGCUCCUCCCGCUACUCCACCCUACCUCAGAUGACCAAGAUUCCCCUCCCUAUUCCUCCCUCUUCAAUUCCCUCCCAUCUCCAAAACCCAUCUCCAAAACCACCAUUUCUCAACUCUUCUAUAAUUCUCUCGCUUUAUCAGCCUGGAAGACAACUGGGUUUUCGACGUGGUCGCUGCGCGUAAACCCAAGCAGCGGAAAUUUACACCCGACGGAAGCCUACAUCAUUUCACCUGCCAUAGAUUCCCUCUCGGAACGGUCUUUCGUCGCGCAUUAUGCGCCGAAAGAGCACGCGCUGGAGCUUAGAGCUCAACUUCCGUCUGAGUUUUUCGCGGGAUGUUUCCCUGAGGGUUCUUUUUUGAUUGGAUUAUCAUCUAUCUUCUGGCGUGAAGCUUGGAAGUAUGGAGAGAGGGCGUUUAGGUAUUGUAAUCACGAUGUGGGCCACGCGAUAGCGGCAGUCUCCAUGGCUGCAGCUGGGCUUGGAUGGGAUGUUAGACUUUUAGAUGGAUUGGGUUAUGAAGAGUUGGAGAAAUUAAUGGGACUAGAUACUUUUCCAAAAUUUAGCAUUCCUAGCAGGCCGGUGAGAGGGAGAAUGCCCGAGAUUGAAUUUGAGCAUCCUGAUUGUGUGUUGUUGGUUUUCCCCAGUGGUGGAGUUGGAUUUGAGGUGGAUUAUGAGAAGGUUAAAGUGGCUUUGUCCGAGUUUCAGAAUCUUGAAUGGAAGGGGGAACCUAAUAUGCUUAGUAAAGAGCAUAUAUGUUGGGAUAUCAUCUAUAGAACCGCAGAGGCCGUGAAAAAGGGCUUAACAAUGGCAAAAGAGUUGGUUUCUAAGCCUUUAAGGAGCAGUCGGAUGAUAAGUGAGAGUUCUUAUAAGGGGUUUAAUCUAAGCGAGGUGGUGAGGAAGCGGAGGAGUGCAGUUGAUAUGGAUAGUUUUACUACGAUGGCAAGAGAAACAUUCUAUCAGAUUUUGUUGCAUUGCAUGCCUUCAGGUUGUGGAGAAAAUGGAGGGAAGCAGAGGACUCAACUGGCAUUGCCGUUUCGGGCUUUGCCUUGGGACUCUGAAGUUCAUGCUGUUCUUUUUGUUCAUAGGGUCGUAGGUUUGCCAAACGGGUUAUACUUUCUAGUGAGGAACGAGGACAGUUUUUGUGAGCUUAGAACAGCUACAAGAUCAGAAUUCAAUUGGGUGAAGCCGGAUGACUGCCCCGAUGAUCUUCCUCUGUAUGAACUUGCACGAGGUGAUUGUCGGGAGAUUUCAAAACGGCUUUCAUGCAAUCAGGACAUUGCUAGUGAUGGAUGCUUCAGCCUCGGUAUGGUGGCUCAUCUUGAGCCCACUUUGCAGGAAAGAGGGGCUUGGAUGUAUCCACGGCUUUUCUGGGAAACUGGAGUGCUUGGCCAAGUCUUGUAUCUUGAAGCCCAUGCAGUUGGGGUUUCUGCUACUGGAAUUGGUUGCUUUUUUGAUGAUCCUGUCCAUGAGAUUCUUGGGUUGAAAGGGAUGAAGUUCCAGAGCCUUUAUCAUUUUACAGUUGGAGGCCCUGUGCUCGACAAAAGAAUCAUGAGCCUACCGGCAUAUCCAGGACCCAGUAUCGAUGCUUAAUUUGAAGAGCAGUGACAAGCCGCUGGCCUGUUUUCAACAGCAGCUUCUGUACAGUGAUAAUCAAGAGAAGAUAGUGCUGAAAUAGACGUGUUUUUAGCAAAUAAUUCAACAGCCGAGUUGUUUUUGUAAAUAUCCAAAGUGUUUAUAAUGCCUGAGGUAGAUGGAUCAUCGGAGGUGUUAAGUAGUUGUAUAUGAUUCUAUUGACAGGUAAAGUGCUCUUAUGUCGAAAUAAUUGACAGUUUGGCGUCCCAUUUUGGAACCAAGCCCAUGAUAUGUUGAAGGUUAUAGAGAUAUGGACCAGAAAACUGGGCUGGAGUAACUCGGGUCCAGACUAUUGAAAUUCAAUUUAUUUAUGUACUUAUCAUGUAC
Molecule: messenger RNA, 2387 nt
Organism: Sesamum indicum (sesame)
Lineage: Eukaryota; Viridiplantae; Streptophyta; Magnoliopsida; Lamiales; Pedaliaceae
Product: nitroreductase family protein
Molecular function (GO): oxidoreductase activity
Source: RefSeq, a predicted model, not a curated record